AUGUCCACAGGAGGAGAAGCAAAGAAAGAGAAAGAGCGCGAACUCACCACACCUCUCAGUUUUGAUGCCAGAGCGAAAGAGUUCCAAAAUGCGCAAUCCCUGCCCAUUGUGGGAGCUUGUUGUGGCUUGGAAGCUUUGGUCAAUGCCUUGUACAACAAAAUUCAGUAUUACCAUGGGGAUCCGCGGUCGAAAUCAGCUAGCCAAGUGAGUGAAAAUCAAACGGCAGAUAUACCAAGUCCAUCGAAGAAGGCGAAGAGCGCAGGAGAAACAAUUCCAUGGGAGAUGGACUUCGAUUCAGGGAAAGCCACCAAGAACACUGAAACACAGCUCACAAAGACGUGGGGUAGCUUGCUCGAUGAGAAUCUAUCGACUAGACAAGCCACAAGAAAGUCGACCCGACUAACGGGAGCACCACAGACUUCAUCACAACCGGAAAGUCAAGUCUCAAUGGGUAAUUCCACGGCGACUUCAGCAGAUUCUCAACCAUUCUCCCAGGGCUCAGCAAUGGGCGAAGAAUUUGGAGGGAAGACUGUGCGGGAAGCCCUAGACUACCUGAGAGAAAAACACGAUCAAGCAAGUGGUGACUUUGAGAUCAAAUAUACACAAUGGGUAGUGAACCGUCUCCUUGCCGCCGCACUGCCUAGCUUUCAAGAGCUGGCAAAGCGACCAGAAAACAGGUUGUGGUUAUCUCCUCUAGUGAAGAUGCAAGAAAAGAUCACUAUUGGUUUCUAUGUGGAAACAGAGCAUUCAAAGAAAGCAAGUGUGCGAUGUCCUGGUGUGCGAUGUCCUGAUAGCGCCUUCUUUCUUCAAGGCACAGGAGAUGACAGUUCAGGCUUCAAUCACGAGGUGUCAGGCUUGGCUAACCUGAUCUGUUUCAAGCACAAAAGUUCUCUCAGCGGAAAACAAAAGAAAAGGGACGCACUGUCAGAACUGACGAGAGAUUAUGUUCAGAAACUCUGUGCCGUCGACAUCCUUGGGCCGCAAAUUGGAUAUGGCGUAGUUACGGAUGGAAUUGAGUGGUUUUUCGUCAAAAUCGAGGCAAAGAGGGAAGGCCGCAGGGAAGUAGCUUCGUUCUUGGUUUAUGAGUCGAAAACAGUAAAUAUCUACGAUGGCAAUGACUACGAUUUCCAAGAGUUGGCCAAGUUUCUCAUUUUCACAUUUACUGAGAGCAUUGAAGAGUCGAAGCUUUCGAAAUCGCCUUUCGUCAAUAUCCAAGAUGAGGAUUACAAGGAAUUGUUGGAGAAUAUUCAGUUCGACAAUACCCGUGGCUUCAAAAUCACCAGGAUUCUUGCAACGCAACGCUUCUUUGCGGCAAAAGCAACAAGUAGUGAACAGAAAGAAGUUGUCUUGAAGAUCAUUUACAAACAAGCAGGAAUCCGUGCCAAGGAAUCCGUGCCAAGCGAAUGCUGGUCGAGCUUGACAACCUACGAAGCCUCAAAGACUGUCCAGCUGUUGUCAGGAUAUGAUGAUGAUGAAACCAUCGUUCCACCAUUCUUGGUACUUGAAGACGCCGGGGAGCCUCUCGACAAGCUAGUUGUGAGUGGAAAUGCAGGCAAAGAGCUUGCCAAAGUGGUAAAGCGAGAUAUUUGGGGAACAGCAUUGGAAGCACUGCGACAACACAAGUUGGUGCAUGCAGAUUUGCAUCCUGGGAACAUUUGUGUCAAGGAAUACAACGGGGAACUCCAGGCUCUGGUUGUGGACUUGGAGUCGGCAGUGCUGGAAGGAAGCGAGUUAGCUGAAAGUCCAAUCAAACAUAGGGAAGACCUUCUACUUAGCGGCCAGAAAGCACAGCUUAGAAUGGAUGAGAGUAUGAUCAUUGCAAUUCUUCAGUCCCUGUGGCACAAGGGAUCCUUUCAUGAGUUGAUACAAUGCGCAAAAGAGCUGAAAAAAAUGUCAGAUGAGGUUUUCUCAACAAAAAAAAGACCAGAUACUGGGAAUUAUACAAGAUUGUCACACUGGCACCUAAUAAUCAUUUACAGGCUAGUACUCUAA
Molecule: messenger RNA, 1992 nt
Organism: Seminavis robusta
Lineage: Eukaryota; Bacillariophyta; Bacillariophyceae; Naviculales; Naviculaceae
Source: the annotation of a GenBank genome assembly